AUGAUUAAGCAUCAUUUAAAAUGGAAAAUUCCAAAAUAAGAUGUUGUUUAAGUUAAAAAUUAAACAAAAUCCACAUUCUACAUAGCCAGACGAAUAAUUUAAAGUAACAGUGAUAGAACAUUUAAUCUAAUGAAUAACAAAGUUACAGAUCAAAUAAUUAAUGAUAAAAAAUCAAUUCCUCCUUCUUCAAGAGCCAAUACUAUAUCUCAUUACAAGAGUUAUUCAACAACUCCUACUAAUAUAAAAGGAUAAUAAUAAUCUUAGAAUAUGGAUGAAUAAGCAUAACUCUUUAAUACAGAAAGACAUUAAUCAAUUAGCAUAUUAUCAUCAUAAUUUAAAAUUAAUACUUUGCCAAAAACUACUAGAGUUGUAUCACUUUAUUAAAUAUCUCCUUAAGAAGAACCUUAGAGUAAUUAAUUUUUUGAUUAGUAAAAACAUUAUUAUUAAUCUUAAUUUCGUUCAGCAAAAAAUGUUAAAUUAAAUCAUGAAGAUGAAAUAAAGAUAAAUUAAUAUCAUAAUGAUAUUAUUUAUCAAAAUUCUAUUAUUAUGAAUAAAGGCAUUAAAAAUAAAACACAAAUAUUCGUCAAUAUAACUUAUAAGGAAUAUGAAAGAAAAUCAAAAUAUUUAUUUUUACAACAUCAAAAAGGAAUAUAAAAACAAUAAAUUUUUUUAUAAAAGGUAAUGUAGAAUAUAAAAGAAUCAUAAAAUGAAAAAUCAGAUUCUAAAUUAUUAGUAAGAAAAUAUUCAAAAAUUUGGAAGGAGAAUUUUUCAUAAACAUAAUUUUAAGAGUAAUAAAAAUAUUCAUAAUCUUCAUUACAAUUUAAAUUGUAUUUUAAUUAAUUCAUUGAAAAAUGUUUAAAUAAGUUUCUUUUAUAUAAAUAAAUUAUAGAAAUAAUAGAAUAGAUUGAAAAAAAUAAAAUUUAAUUACAUGAAUCUGUUCAUGAUUUAAGAAUACUUUAUAUUGAAGAUCAUAAUAUUAAAUUUAAAGAAAUCGAAGAAUAAUAAUUUAGAUAUAAAUAAGAAAUUAUUUCAUUUGGAAUGUAAAAAAUAAUAAUAAUAUAGGUUAGUAUAGAUAUUUUAACUGAAGCAUAAGAUUAAGAGUUAUAAUCAGAGUAUUUAUAGUAGGAAUCAAAGGAUGAAAUUUCUAUAAAAAAAAUAGAAUAUUUUGGAAUUGAAAAAAAUUAAAACAAUUAAUAAUAUCAGAUAUUGCCAUUUAUUAGUAAAUUAGAUAAUUAAACAAAAAAUGAAUUAUUGUCUGUUGAUUAUAAUGAUAUGGAUAAAAUAAUAUAUUUAAAUAAUCUAGAUGAAUUUGUUCCAAAUAUUUAAAUUGAUGAUAUUUAAUUAAGUAAGUUUAUUUAAAAAAUAAUAUAUAAAAAAUAUUCUGAUAUUUUAAUAGGAAAUUAUAUAAAUAAUAAUGAAAUUAUUGAUCUUGAACACAAUAAUUAUCUAUAAUAAUAAUAAUAAUAAAUUGCUUUGAAUAUGGAUAAAAAAGCUAUGAUGAUGAAUCUUAGAAAAUAAACUAGAGAAACUAAAGUUUAACCAAAAGUAUCAGUAUUAGGUUUUCAAAAAGAGAAUAGAAUAAUUUAAUAAUAAUUGAUAAAUCAUAAUUAUCAUAAUAAUUUUCUUACUCCUGAAUAAUAAUCUAAAAUAGAUUUUUUUUAAAAUUAAAGCAAAUAAAUUUAAAGUCUUUCAGAAAAUGAAAUAGAUUAAAGAAAAGAAUUAAUUCAUACAAAUGAAAGUAACUAAGAAGAUGAAAUAUAAAAAUACUAUAAAGAUAAAGUAUUACAAAUAUUUUAAAUUUUAGCCAGUGAAAUAUAAAUAAUAGUUAAAAUUAUAAAAUCUAUAGAUAUUUGAUAAUGCCAUAAAGCAAGAACAUUCAAGUAUUAUUGUAGUUUAAAUGAUGAUUGAACACAAUUUUAAUGAUGAAUUAAUAGAUUAUUUAAAAAAAAAUCCAAAUUUUUCACUUAAUUCUAGGAAUGCAUAAGGAAAAACAUUGAUUAUGAUUGCUGCUUAAUCAGGAAAUAAAGAAUUAGUAUAGUAUAUGAUAAAUUAAAAUGUUUUGUUAAAUGUUAAAGAUGUAAUUUUAUUGUUUAAAUAUAGCUAGAGGGGAACACAGCACUUCAUUAUGCAAUUGUAUAUGGAUACUAUGAUAUUGCUGAUCUAUUACUAUUAAAUGGAGCAAAUCAAUAGAUUAAAAAUAGAAAUGAAUCAAAUUCAUGGAACUAGAAUUAAAAAUUACUUAAAAUUUAAUGA
Paramecium pentaurelia is the source of this 2253-nucleotide messenger RNA. The record is from the annotation of a GenBank genome assembly. Lineage: Eukaryota; Ciliophora; Oligohymenophorea; Peniculida; Parameciidae.